Messenger RNA from Anopheles coluzzii, 3353 nucleotides. Its product is annotated as diencephalon/mesencephalon homeobox protein 1-like. The transcript is spliced from 9 exons. Bases 826 to 2397 code for a protein of 523 amino acids. Gene Ontology annotation, biological process: regulation of transcription by RNA polymerase II. The record is from RefSeq and is a predicted model, not a curated record. Gene Ontology annotation, molecular function: DNA-binding transcription factor activity, RNA polymerase II-specific; RNA polymerase II transcription regulatory region sequence-specific DNA binding. Lineage: Eukaryota; Metazoa; Arthropoda; Insecta; Diptera; Culicidae.
UGUUUGUCAGUCGUCGUUUCGAUAUCACUCGCGUAAGUCUCGAGUCUGUGCGUGUGCUGUUGAGGACGGUUUGUAGUGUCAGUUUUGCAGCUUCCUUGUGCGGACGCGACAGUCACAGUGCCGAUUGGACAGCCCUAUCGAGUGGCAGUGGGUGGUACAAAUUGUGAACGGCACUGACAAAUUUUGUCUCUGUGUUCCGUGUGCUGUGCGUAGCAGCUGAAGCUUCAGUGUGGAGUAAUUUAAACCGUGCUGUAAGAAAGAAAUUCCAAGUGCUGCAGUGGAACAUAAGAAAAUAAAAGUAUUAUUCAAAUUAAAUCUGUAAAAACGGUUGCACAAUCUUCGUGAUUUAGCGACAGAAUCUGAGAAAAUUUGGAAAAAACUCAAACCUUAAAACACCGUCGGUGAAAGUGAACAAGGGCGAGUUUCGUGUUUUGGCUAAUUCGGGAGCAACAGUUUGUUUGGCUUUGAAACCAUUUGCAAAACGUCCAAUCGGUUCCAGUGCUCGGGCUUUUGUAUUAUAUCUAAAAAAAGUACACAAAUAGAACGAAAUAGUGUGCAAGUGUCAAGUGCAAAAUAUUAAAUCGUUCGUGUGUUUUGUAAAGUGCUGUAAAGUGAUAAAAAAGUAACUUGUCAGCCGAUCAAACCACUUCACUGUGAAUUUAAGCAAACACACCUUUUAAGCGGUGUUUUUGCUACAGUUUGCUUUCGGAUCGGGUUACUCAUUUUCCAGGUGGACCAGUCAGCGGGGUCACGAGACCUCGCUCAACGGCAGACAAGAUUUUUACGGACGGGAACAAGCUUGGGUCCGCAACGGCGGGUAGAGGAAUGUUCUGUUACCAUUGCCCACCGUCGCUGCAUCCGGCCGGGCCGCAUCCGCCCCGGUUACCGACGCUUGAGUAUCCAUUCGCGCCAACACAUCCCUACACCAGCUAUUCUUACCAUCCAGCCAUACACGACGAAAGCUUCGUCCGGCGAAAACAACGGCGCAAUCGGACAACUUUCACACUUCAACAGUUAGAAGAGCUCGAGACAGCAUUUGCUCAAACUCACUACCCGGAUGUGUUCACGCGGGAGGAUCUGGCCAUGAAGAUCAAUCUAACCGAGGCGAGAGUACAGGUCUGGUUCCAGAACCGGCGGGCCAAAUGGCGCAAGGCGGAGCGGCUGAAGGAGGAGCAGCGCAAGCGGGGCGGUAGCGGUGGGACCGACGGAACCGACUCCCAGCUGAUGGGCGAUAAGCUCGAUACGGAUAGCCGGGACUCUAGCCCGGAUAUUACCGGCGAUGCAGACGAUGACGAUAUGCGCAGCUCCAGUGUGCCCCCGAUGAGCCCCCGGGUGGACUCGGAACCGGAGCGACCGGGGUCGUCCACCCAGCUCCAUUCGGCCCACUCGCUGUCCCAAUCCGCCUCGAACAGUGCCGGAACGCCGUCGCCCGGGUUGAAGUUCGCUCAAUACUCCGCCCCGAGCCCAGCCCCGUCCGUCUCGGCCGACUCACCGAUCGAGGUCGGUGGCCCUAUCUCCCUCACGACCACUUCCCGCACCCCGCCCAACGAUUCACCGAACCAGACCGCUAGCAGCAGCUCAAUUGCCGGCCUGUCAGCGGUCACCACGACGCCCAGCUUCAGCAGUCACAUUUUCGGCAGCUUUGCAGAAAGCAAUGGCGGAUUCCGACCGGUACUGGAUAAUGGACAGCCAAGGACUACGCCACCGCUGUUCUUGCCGCCCCAUCUUGCUUCCCUGAGCUCCCAGUUUAAUCCACCGCUGUUUCCCAGCUUAAAAGCUGCCUUCCCGGGGCUUUGCUCCUGCUGUCCGGUCAAAACACCCACCACGACCGGUUCCUCCUCGUCGCCCACGUGCAGCUCGUCCUCCCCAUCCUCAACCACCGCGCACACCGGCGGUACGGUGGUCGGUUCGUCCGCUUCCGGCCUGUCCGCGAUCACCAACUCCGUCGUCAACAGUGGGCUGCCCGAUCCGCGCUCCUCCUCCGUGGCGGAGCUGCGCCGCAAGGCACAGGAACACUCGGCCGCCCUGCUCCACUCACUGCAGGCGGCCGCCGCUGCCGGGCUGGCCUUUCCCGGGUUCCAUCUGCCGCCGCUGUCGCUCCACUCGGCCCUCAGCAGUGCCGGCCGGAAGCCGUCGGACUUUAUCAGCGAUCUUUCCAUGCACCAUCACCACCAUCAUCACCAUCUGGCGGCGGCUGCAGCAGCGUCCCACCAUCUGGGCGCGGGCCAUCUCGUUGGCAUGCAUCACAUCCCCAACAACAACAACAACAAUAAUGCCACUACGAUUAACAAUAACAGCACGACUAGCGGUAGCGGCAGCCCGUCGGAGAAUAGAACGUUGGCGUCGGAUUCGCCCCGAUCGCACGCCAGCAACGAUAAGCCAGACACGAACGAAUAGAGCAAGAGAGAAAGCGGCAGGGUAAGCGGUGAUGCAAAUUCAAACAAAAUCAUAAAUUUAACGGUAAAAUAGAGAUAGAGUGCGAGCAACAGCUAGCACAGUAGCAAAAUAGGCGAGCGUAAUCUUAAAUCGAAGUUGAUAUUAUUAAUCUUAUUCAUUCGUUGGUUGAUAAAAAAAAGAACAAAUAAGCUUUUCCUCACUGAGUAGAAAUUUUCCGAAAAAGGGCGCAAAGUUAAUAAUCGCUUAACGCACCGUUUCAAUGACAAAUAAAGCACGUUAAAUAAAUAGAUUGUGAGGAUAUUAUUAUCUAAAGGUAAUCCAGGAUCGAUUGUAUAAACAAAAUGCAAGAUUUCAAACAACACUGUACAUUAAUAAAGUAAUUCUAAACAAAACCAUUUAAAGCGAAACUUUAAAAUAAAAGACAGUUAAAUAUUAACAGUCAAAUAACACAAGGACGAGAACCAUUUUGAAGCGCAAGCUACAUGUAGAUUAUGAUAACAAUAUUAAUGCACACAUUAAAUGCUAGUGAUUAAAUAAGAAUCAAAAUGCCACAACACAAAAUGCACUCAAACAAUCACACUCAUCAUACACACACACACACUCACACACACACUCACUUGUACAAAAAGAUUCUGCGCAGUAUUCAUUAGCAAUAAUAGGUUGUUGGAAAAAAAUGCCACCAAAAGAGAGCAAAAAGGAUGGCUUCUUUGCACAUUCUCUCGUUGCGUGCCACGAUGCGGGGGAUGCGAAGAAAGACAAACUUACAUUAAAUCUAUCAACACAUUGGUACACACUUACAGCUAAGCUUUGACUUUACGAGGCGCAUUUAAAGGAUAUGAGCGCGAACAGUAAUUAAAUCUACAAUAAACAUUAACGACUAAGUGAAGGACAAACUGUGCCAGCAAUAUUAUAAUGUAUUUUUCCAAUUAGCAAAGUGAGCCCCCACAGCAGCCAUC